AUGUGCCUGGCGAGAAGCUUUGUGAAAGAACUUGUGAAAAAGGAGACGGUGGAGCGCGUAGCUCCAGCUGAGGAAGAAGUGCCGGAACUCUGGUACUCACCUUACGGAGAGAAGACCCACACCUCAGGAAGAUGUCAUGGCCUCAGGAACGCAACCAGCGUACACCGAGUACUACCAUGCAAGUACUGCUGUCCCGGCGGACUCCGAUCCCGGGAACAACGCACCUUCGAGUACAAGAGAACCUUUUUGGAAGCAGCAGGAAAGUACCUUUGGCUAAAAGUCUUCAUGGUUGUGGUUCUCAUGGGCAUGUCAUGGUUCAUGGUGUUUGAAGUGAACGAGACCUACGGCUACCCGUUGGCCACGAACCGCAUGCUGAACUACAGGAACAAGGUCCUCAGCCUCGACAACAAGAACCCCAAGAAGAAGCAUGUGAUAAAGGAAAUUACCCCAGCGGAUGUUAUCAACGUCACGAGCUACCUCAAGAAGACGAACGUGUACUCCGAGUUCUACAAGAACAGAAGUAAAGGAACAAAGUUGAAGUUGCACAGGUCAGUUUGCAGCGUUCUUUUCAAGAAGCGCGCUCUCAACAACGACAUCCUUGAGAAGAUCAACGCAGUCGAGAUGGACGCACAAGGAAAGGCAAUAAAGACGGAAGGCAGAAGGAUGCUGAACUUAACGUUCUUUGAUGACGACGGAAGCUUUUGUCGCAUCCAGGAAGCCUUCACCGUUGCCUCGGUGAUCAACCCGCUGAUGGCCAUAGGCAAGCUGUUUCGAGAAGGCUGGGAGUUGCGAGUGAACGAAGAAGAAGGUAUGUGUCUUACAGACGGAAGCUCAAGAAUACCAGUGCAUCUCCACAAGAACAGCUUGGCAGCCUACGCCUACGUACAAACUCCUUCAAGAAGCAGAAGUUACAGCAGCAACAACUACAAGAUGGUUCGGACAGUUGUUCAGCUCAACAAGCACGUUCAGGAAGCAGUGAACAAAGAAGAACCUGGUUGGCACAACACAGACAGCAUGGUGAUCGUGAAGUACGCCACUCAAAGCAGCUACGAGAACCCAUCUCUCAUGUAUAGCCCUACGCACUUUCCGUACAGAAGCACUUUGGUGAAAGAAGAGAGAGGAUGGAGAGCAGUUGAAGUUUCAAGAAAGUACUCCGAGAAGGCAGACCCUUUUGAAGAGUUUGCAGAAGGAGAAAAGGAAGUGGUUACAGCCAUUUCAGCAAAGCCAAUUCCACUUUGGAUCCUUGGCACCCCUUAUGCAGCUGGAGACCGAGCAGAGCAAGAAAGUCAUGGUCGUGACUACUGGAAAAUGGACCUCGAGAAGGGAGAAGUUGUUCGUCACCACGUAGUACCGAGAACUGUACUGUUUGACCCGACAGGAGUUGCCAACUGUCCUGUCCUCCUUGGAGAUCUUGAGAACAGCAGGUAUACCCAAGGAGACUGCAUCUACAGUACGGAGAUCUACGAACACAGCGACGACUGGAGAGCAGACCGCCUACCUCUACGUGAACACUUUCGUUUGCCGUGGUUUGGUCAAACAAGGUUCCGUGUGAAGCCAGAAGUUGUUGAAGACCUAAAAGCAGAAGCUGCAGCAGAGGAGCUCAAGAAGAAGAAAGAAGAACACUACCAAAAGAAGGAAAACUCAGCAGCACCACCAGCAGCAGAAGAGAGCAAAGAUGAGGAGAUGAGAGAAGCACAAGCAGACCAAGAAGCACCACAAGAAGUUGUUGAAGUUUUGGAGGAAAUCUUCUACCACGAAGGUGUCGAGUACACAGCGCAGAAAAGCAGUCUUAAGGAACUACAAGCACUUUGCAGAGAGUACAGAGUGAAGACAACAGGAAGCAAGAAGCAGCUCUUGAAGAGACUCGCCACAGCAGUCAGAGAAGAAAGGCUCAGCACGCAACACAAGGAACAACGGGAACACCACCAAGCAUACCACCUAGCACCACCACAGGAACCAACGGAAGAGGAGAGAGCGUACCACAACUUGACGCACCUUCCGUAUCAGCCUUGGUGUCCCCAUUGCGUUGCUAUGAAAGCACGAGAAGACAACCACAAGAAAGGAUUGAGCAAGCCAAGCAGCUCUACGGAUUCCGCGAAGCCCGUCAUCAGUUUUGACUUUUGCUAUACAAGCACCACAGGAAGUGAAGAGCCACCAGCAGUGACUCUUGUCGCUGUGGACAGCUGGAGCAAGGCAGUCUUGGCGGUGCCCUGCAAGAGGAAAGGAGGAGCAGGAAGCACAACGCAUCUCGCGGAAGCACUCGUGCAGUUCACCACGCAGCUCGGGUACAACACCCUCGUUCUCAAAGCAGACAACGAGAACGCAGCCAAAGCACUCAAGGACAAAGUACAGAAAGAAGAACGCGAACAGCUCGAGAACGACGAGGCCGCUAGCGACCCUCCGAGUUCGGAGGAACCAAGCUCACCCAGCAAGCUACGAAAGCAAGUUAACAGAGCAGAGGAAGCAGACGGUUACCUCAACAUGCCUCAUGAUGAUGAAGUCUACGAAGCAGAUGAUGAGUUUGUGUACGAGUCAGAAGAAGAAGAAGAGGAGACAGAGAGUGAACCAACGGAAGUUUUUACCAAGGUCCCUGUCGAGUUCUUCGACGAGGAGAAAGGACCACCGAACGUGGAUCCGGCUUUUCUUCAGAAGUUGGAUGAUGAAGCUACAGUCAAAGAAAUCAAAAGGUUAACAAAGAUGGGAGUUAUUUCGUUGGUUUCUACGGAUCCUCAGGAAGCAACUGAGAACGUACCUCUGGUAGAUUCAGAGCAAGAACUUCACAAGUGGUUGACAACGAAGUUGGUGAAAGAUUGGAGGUUCAGAGAAGCUACAGGUUUUGAAGCUGAAGAAGCCAAAGAAGGAACAACAAAGCCCAAGCAGAUUCAAAGAAUCACAAAACUGGUGCCCAUGUUGGCUCUCGCCAACCAUUGGGCGAUCUACAGUGUCGACGUGAAGGACGCGUUUCUACAAGUCAACGCGACGCAUCCAGUCUUUGGUCAGACUUUUGUGAUGGUCUUUUGGUGGAAGAGAAGUUUGAGCGUUGUACUGCAGUUCCAGCACUUUACCGUCUUCUACGGAAAGAAGGAAGUCAUCGAACCAAUCCUCAGGAACCUCAAGAAGAAAGUGAACCUACAAGUUGAAGGACCUCUUCUGAACGAGGAAGACUACGAGAAAGGAUUUUCUGAGGAGACCGUGAAGUUUCUCAAAAGGAAGUACACGUACGAACAACAUGAACUACGAGUACAUAGCGAUAGCAAGUACGUGAAGAAACUCGUGGAGAUCCUCAAGCUGGAGAAGAAGAAGGCCAAGAACUCACCCUGCACACCGGCUAGUCAGGAACCUGACGUAUCCCAAGAACUGGACGAGGAACACUCGAGAACGUACAGAAUUUGUGUCGGCAUUUUGCUGUACGUAGCGCACGACCGUCCGGACAUUCAGUUCGCAGUACGUAGCCUCAGUACUGCCAUGACGAAGCCAACGGAACGCAAGAGAAAGGAGUUGGAACACUUGGAACGUCAGCUCUACGUCACCGCGCCGAAGAACCACAAGAACUACAAGAACCUCGAGAACAACCACGCGAACGUUUGCUGGAAGUUUUUAGUGAACUACGACGUGGACUCCUUCGACGAGGCAAAGAAAGAAGUAAAGGAGGAGUUCGGAAACCAAGAGACAGAGUUUGAGGAGACAGUGAAAAGGUUUUUGAAGAAGCAGAAGGAGGUCUUAAGCGAGAAGGAGACAGCCCUUGAAGAAGCUGAGGAGAACGUCAAAGCAAAGGAAGCAGAGGUUGAAAAGAAGAAGAAAGAGGCAGAGAAGAAAGAGAGAAAAGCCCAGGAAAGAACCGCCGGCUACGACCAGGAGAGAGAAGAGUACGCCAAGAAGUACGUUGACGACGCGAAGAAGGACUUGGAGAGAGAGCUUAAAGUGCUAAAGCAAGAAGAGAAAGUAAGGAACCAGAAGCUCGACGACCUCCAGUACGACUACAAGAGCCUCAAGGACGACUACCACUACUUCAAAGGUUACUCACAGGAAGUGGACGCACUUCUACUUGCAGCUAAGGACAAGAUCGUGAAGUACAAGAAGAAGGUCAAAAGCCUCAAGGAAACCUUAGGUGCAACCUUGUCUGGAAGCGAAGGUGAAGAAGAGACAGAAGAAGCGUACAAGAGCAAAGCAGAGGAAGAGAAAGAGAAGGCAGAGGCUAAGGCAAAAGAGGAAGAGAAGAAGAAAGGAAAAAGGCCAAAGCAGGUAGAGACAGAAGACCAAGAAGAGAAGCCGUCAAGCAACCAAGGAGACGAAACUACCGUCGACCCGAACGACAUAGCCGAGUUCACACAGCUUGGCUACGUGUGGGAGUUCAACAAGAAGACGCAGGAGUACCGCGCGAAGUGUGAGGACAAGAAAGGAGCCCCAAGAAUCAAGAACGCUCCGGUGAAAGGCCGCCUCCUUUGGAACAAGGUGACGGAGUGCUACAGGAAACACAACAUUUGGUUUACAGACGGAAAGGAAUUGGAUAAAUUCCUCGAGACCAAGGAGAACGAGAAGAUCGAGGAAGAAGUGCAGCGACGCAUCCACGCGAAAGGCAAGCACGACAACCAAGGAACGAAGGGAAAAGGCCCUUCCUGGGACGACGGACAGAACGACGGUUGGUGGUACAACGAGCAGUGGAACAACGAGAACUGGAACACCACCGACGACGGCAGCAACUGGUACGAGAACGCGAACCCGCACAACAAAGGCUACUGGCAGACGCCAGAAGAGUGGGCGCAGCAGAACCAGUGGGAUCAGUGGACACCCAAAGGAAAGGGUAAAGGCAAGAAGUCCAAGAACUGGGUGCAGACCCAGUGA
Molecule: messenger RNA, 4842 nt
Organism: Symbiodinium sp. CCMP2592
Lineage: Eukaryota; Dinophyceae; Suessiales; Symbiodiniaceae
Source: the annotation of a GenBank genome assembly